AUGAAACCUGUCGUUGAGGUGUUGCAAAGGCACGCAACCCCUUCACCAUUCAGCAGGGGAGAGGAAACCGUCAUGGAUCCAACUUACAGGCACGGAACAGAAUUCAAAGCGGAUGAGCUCACCUUCAGUUUGCAAGAGGAUAUGAAAUUCAAAUAUGAAAAAUUCGUGCGCCACGUCCAGGAUGAACUCCAAACAAGCAUGUUCAUAGGGAAAAUUGUUUCUCUCAAGCUAUACAAGCUCGCCGUAUAUGGCGAAGGAGGUCAUUUUGACUGGCAUCGUGACUCGACACAUAGCGACGCUCAUCAUGGCAUGGUGCUCAUCGCACUUAACACGAAAUGGGAAGGAGGAGAGCUUAUGUUGAGGCAUCAAGGCAUUGAGACAAUUGUCAACAUUCAUCCAAAAAAGUCUGGCGACGAGAUCCGGCCAGUUGUGGUUGCAUUCUCCACAGACACGGAGCACAAAGUCAUGCCCGUGACCAAGGGCACACGACUGGUGCUCCAGUAUGACGUCAAAGUCGUCGAGCAAUCGCCUGCAGCAGAUGGGAUGCACUCGCCUAGUUACAUUCCCUUGAAAAGGGCUGUUCAUCGUCACCAGCACAUUGCUGUAUCCCACAUCAACAUUUAUCCCAACUUGGACCAGAAGUUGGUGCAGGCUGUCGUUGAUAAAAUAAGAGAGUUGCACAAAAAAGGCACCUUUGUCGUCGCUUUCCCGCUUACUCACCUCUACCGCAAGGCAAGCAUUAAGAAGGAAUACCUCAAGGGGACUGACUUGGCGCUUUUUGAUGCUCUCAAGAACCAUUUCAAUGUUGCCCUCCAUCCUGUUCUUAUCCGCGCUAUUGAAGAUAGAAAUGUUUGGGGAUAUUAG
Suillus subalutaceus is the source of this 864-nucleotide messenger RNA. RefSeq lists its product as uncharacterized. Bases 1 to 864 code for a protein of 287 amino acids. NCBI's taxonomy places the organism in Eukaryota, Fungi, Basidiomycota, Agaricomycetes, Boletales, Suillaceae. The transcript has a single exon. The record is from RefSeq and is a predicted model, not a curated record.